CCUCCAAGAGACGUCAGUCGCGAGGCACCGAAGCUUUGUUGCAAGUGAAGGAGCAUAGAAUAACACACGGAGUCGGGCUGUGUCUCUUAGUAACAUGUAUUAACGAGCUGGCAUAUAACAGGACUGACGCUUGCAUCCGAAAAUCCCGCGAAGACUUGGAGACUGACGUGAGAAGACUAUUGGAUAAAGAAACCCGGCGCGCCCUUCCUCCUUCUCCUUCCCCCCCUCCUCCUCCUCCUCCUCCUCCUCCUCUUCCUCGGUUAAUGUUGUCAGUUCGGGCACGCGUGUGUAUGUGACUGACAGCCCGCUGGCCGACCUCCUCGCGCCGGACGGGAUCACCUGAAAGACUCGCAGGUGCACCAAGUCAUGCGCGCGGACCCACGAUGGCUCCCCAUGGCUACGAGAACGCGAAGGAGCGGGUCGUGAUCAACGUUGGAGGAUUCUGCCACCAGACGUACCGCAACACCCUCCGCACCCUGCCCGGCACCCGGCUGGCCUUGCUGGCCGAGCCCGACGCCCCGGAACACUUCGACUACGAUGCCGAGUCCCGCGAGUUCUUCUUCGACCGCCACCCGGGCGUCUUUGCGCAUAUCCUCAACUACUACCGCACCGGGAGGCUGCACUGCCCGGCCGAUGUGUGCGGGCCGCUGUAUGAGGACGAGCUGGCAUUCUGGGGCAUCGACGAGACGGACGUGGAGCCGUGCUGCUGGAUGACCUACCGCCAGCACCGCGAGGCUGAGGAGGCGCUGGACAGCUUCGGCGGGGGGCCCGGGCCGGAGGACGAGGAGGGAGACGGGGCGCCGGAGGGGGGGGAGGACGACCUGGAGAAAGCCAAGAGGCUUGCACUGGGGGGCUCCCCCGCCGGGAAGGGGGAGACGUGGGGACACUGGCAGAAGCGGAUGUGGGCACUUUUUGAGGACCCUUACUCGUCUAAAUAUGCAAAGAGGGUUGCCCUCUCCUCUCUGUUCUUCAUCCUGAUCUCCAUCACCACCUUCUGCCUGGAAACCCACGAGGCCUUCAACCCCGUCCGCAACGUCACCACUGUGGACCCGGUGGACAACGUGACGCGGACCUCCCUGGAGCCGGAGACGGUGGUGUACCUCACCUACAUCGAGGGCGUGUGCGUGCUCUGGUUCACCUUCGAGUUCCUGAUGCGAGUCCUCUUCUGCCCCAGCAAGCUGGACUUCAUCCGGAACACGCUGAACAUCAUCGACUUCGUGGCCAUCCUGCCCUUCUACCUGGAGCUGGCCCUGAGCGGCCUGUCCUCCAAGGCCGCCAAGGACGUGCUGAGCUUCCUGCGUGUGGUGCGCUUCGUCCGCAUCCUGCGCAUCUUCAAGCUAACGCGCCACUUUGUGGGGCUGCGCGUGCUCGGCCACACACUGCACGCCAGCACCAACGAGUUCCUGCUGCUCAUCAUCUUCAUGGCGCUGGGCGUGCUGAUCUUCGCCACCAUGAUCUACUACGCCGAGCGCCUGGGCACCGACCCCAAUGACCCCGACGCCCCCGAAUCACACUUCAAGAACAUCCCCAUCGGCUUCUGGUGGGCAGUGGUCACCAUGACCACGCUGGGCUACGGGGACAUGUACCCCCAGACCUGGUCGGGCAUGCUGGUGGGGGCUCUGUGCGCGCUGGCCGGGGUGCUCACCAUCGCCAUGCCCGUGCCCGUCAUCGUCAACAACUUCGGGAUGUACUACUCGCUGGCCAUGGCCAAGCAGAAGCUGCCCAAGAGGAAGAACAAACACAUCCCGCGGGCCCUCCAGCCCGGCUCCCCCGACUACUGCCACUCGGGCCGGACCUCGCCCCACGGCAGCCUGCGCAGCGAGCUGGCCGGGCCCCUGGAGGCGGACCCCCCCGACAUCCCCACGCCAGUGGUCCCCACUCCGUACCUGAAGCUGAACGGGGAGACGUCGAAGGCGGCCCUGGCCCACGAGGACUGCCCCGACAUCGACCAGGCCAUGUCCACGGAGGAGGGCGCCGUCUUCAGCCCCGCCCAGGAACACGCCGACCACCCCUGCUUCCUGCUGCUACCGGCUAGUCCCGCCUCCUCUGGGGGCAGGGCAAAGAGAGGCUCUAAGCGGCGGGGGCGGACCAAACGGGAGAAGCAGUCUGUGUGUGUGAUGAACCAGGGCGUGCCCACCACCCUCUGUCGCGGCCACACCCUGCCCUCCCCCCCUCCCAAAGCGCCGUAGUGGGGGCAUGAAGUAAGUCUGGGGGGGGGCAACGGACCCCGUAGGAGCCCCCCCCUGUGGGUCUCUCCCCGUGUGUGUGUGUCCGUCGCUGUGUGCCAUCUAAAACUCAUUUGCAUAACGGGCCAAGAGGCCGCGCGCCGAACAAAAAUGAAAUAUGAAUAUGGACAAACAGGGAUUUACAAUACAUAAUAUGGAUGAUAUUCAAGCAUCGGUAAAAGAUAUAAGCAAUGACUGACAGAGUGUUACUGCUGGCCUGGACCGUGUUGCUCACACUAGUGUGUAACAGCCGGACACAUGGAGGUGUGUAUGUGGGGGUGCAGAUGGAAUUCUGUUUGUGUGUGUGAGUGCCUUUGUUUGUGUGCGAUUUCUGUUUGCAUGGGUGUGUUUGUGUCUGUGUGUGGGUGUCUAUGGGUUAAUGUGUGUGUAUGCGUGUGCAUGUACGUGUAUGUGUGUACACAAUCAACCCUCAAGCUCCAUCUCUGCCCGGACGCUGUGUCUGUCCUCGUUGUGAGAGGCCGAGUGUGAUGUUCCAUCCUGUCUGUUGGCAUGGAGCCGGCCCUCCAGUACCUCCUGUGGAACGCAGCCGGCGCGCCGUUGGCUAGUUCUUCUAAAACAAGGGGAUAUAGGGGCCUGGGGGAGGAGCGCUGUGAUUGGUCGGUUUCAGGGUAGCAUGGGGUCUUUUUGAAACUAUCACAAUGUAUGCGUCGAUAGACUUUCCUCUAUUAGCAUGGUUAUUUAUAAAUUAUGUACAUUUAUACUUUACACAAAAUGUAAUAUUUACAUUUUAUUGGAAGAAUGUCACCUCUGUGUUUGUUUUGUAAGUGUCCUAUGUCCCCCACUAGACGUAGGACUGAAGGACCAGCUGUUUAGCGAGUACGUUGUGCCAUAUUCAAUCUUUACCCACGAGGAGAAGCUGCUCUGACCAGAUCAGGCAGUCCUUGAGAUGGUCAGGGUGGACUCUCCUCUCUCUUGUGCAUGAUGUCAGGUGAUGUGUCUAUGCAAGGUAUGAUUCAUGAGUUAGCUUUAAGUGAGUGUUUGAGUGUUCUUGAAUUGCAUUACUGCUUGAUCUGACUGAGAACACUUCACAUUGGAGCCAGAGGCGAGAUGCCCACGGAGGAGUCUAGGGCUAACAGCAAUAUCACCACAAACAAGGUUUUUAUAUGACCUAUUUAAUAUGGAUUCAUAUUUUCAUGAAUUAACAUUUGGUAUUCCUGGUAAGGGCAGGUUUGCUUUUUUUAGCUCUUUAUCGAUCUAUCUUUCUGUCGAUCUACCUAUCUAUCUUUCCAUCGAUCUAAAAAUCUAUCCAUCUUCCUUUCUAUCAAUAUUUAUAUCUAUCUAUCUAGCGAUACUAAUCUCCGCUUUGCUCUUAAAUUAUAAUUUCGAGUUUAAUUGUAUUUUCCCUGAAGAAGCCCGAUCACAUCUGUUGAAACAAAAGAAUCACGGACGCAUGUCUGGUUAUGAUUGCUGAGGCAAUUGUGUCUCAUUUAUUUUGUGUGUUGUAGUUUUACAAUUGAAAUUGAAAUUAACAAUUGAAAUGAAAAAUAAAGUAUGCAUCUAUAUUGUUGUUUA
Gadus macrocephalus (Pacific cod) is the source of this 3758-nucleotide messenger RNA. Its product is annotated as potassium voltage-gated channel subfamily C member 1-like. Gene Ontology annotation, cellular component: dendrite membrane; axon; neuronal cell body membrane. NCBI's taxonomy places the organism in Eukaryota, Metazoa, Chordata, Actinopteri, Gadiformes, Gadidae. Gene Ontology annotation, biological process: potassium ion transmembrane transport; protein homooligomerization. Gene Ontology annotation, molecular function: delayed rectifier potassium channel activity; protein binding. The transcript has 4 exons. Bases 384 to 2189 code for a protein of 601 amino acids. The record is from RefSeq and is a predicted model, not a curated record.